AUGAUUGAAGGACUGACUGCUUUGAUUCUUCUUAGUACAGCGUUUUUUGUUUGUCUCUUUUCCUCAGCUCUGAUUCAAACUGCAGAGGUUCCUCACCCAAUCUCUUUGACUGUGGUUGAAGUUGGUGGGAAUGUUACUUUGCAAUGCCCAGUUUCUGAGAAGGAGGACGUAUUCUUUAACUGGUACAAGCAGUCUCUUGGAUAUAUGGUCCAAACAGUUGCUGCACGAACUUAUAACCAACAAAAACUUGUUGGACAAUUUGACAAUUCACGUUUCCAAGUCACACAGGGGUACAAUGAGUAUUUGCUCACCAUUAGAAAUGUAAGCAAAGAGGAUGAAGCAACAUAUUUCUGUCAGAAUGGAACAGCGUAUUCACUGACAUUAGCUGAAGGCACAUUCUUGGCUGUGAACGACCGUAAUCAGCAGAAAUCUUUCUACGUGAAACAAAGUCCAGAGACUGAGUCAGUCCAGUGGGGCAAAUCAGUGACUCUUCAGUGUUCACUUCUCUCCAAAAACAAAGAAAACACAGAUCAGUGUCCAGGUGAACACAGUGUGUACUGGUUCAGAGCUGGAUCAGGAGAAUCUCAUCCAAGCAUCAUUUACUCUCAGAACAGGAGUGAUGACCAAGAUGAAAAGAGCUGCGUCUACAGUCUGUCCAAAACUAUUCAGGACACUUCUGAUACUGGGACUUACUACUGUGCUGUGGUCACAUGUGGAGAGAUCCUGUUUGGUGAAGGAGCUAAAGUGGAGAUAAGACAACUAGACCCAGUUGUCUUUGUACUUGGAGCACUGUUGGUCUGCUGUGUGACUGUGAUUGCCGUUCUUGUUUUCUACAUGAAUCGAAGCAGAGUUUGUGAACGUUGCAAAGGAACAAUGAGUGCUUCUCAUAACCCUGGGCAUGACAAGUCGACAGUGGAUCAGUCAAAUGACCUGGAUGGGGAAGCAGAAGCAGUGAACUAUGUAGCACUGAAUUUUUCCACAAGGAAAGUGAAAAGAGAGAGGAAGAAGAGAGAGUCACCACCAGACUGUGUGUACUCUACUGUGAGAGCAGAUUAUCACACCCAACACCACCCCUCUCUGUAGGCAGAGCAUGGCCUGUGCAUUGGGUCCCAAUCUCCUCAGAGGACUUUUUUCUGAUUUCAGAACAAGAAUGGGACCCAGUUAUUCUUGUGCUGGGAAUACUGUUGGCUCUCUGCGUGAUUGUGAUUCUUAUUUGCUCA
Molecule: messenger RNA, 1220 nt
Organism: Thunnus maccoyii (southern bluefin tuna)
Lineage: Eukaryota; Metazoa; Chordata; Actinopteri; Scombriformes; Scombridae
Exons: 6
Coding region: 1-1083 (360 amino acids)
Biological process (GO): response to bacterium
Source: RefSeq, a predicted model, not a curated record